GACUUGAUUUAGUUGCACCAUGGGGUUUAGUGCAAAAAUUGGUUAAAAAUAAAUUCAAACAAAGUCUCUUACCAUUUGUAGUAAAUUUGCAACCUGAUAGGCAUGACAAUGAAGAAAACAUAAACUCUUUAAUUCAAAAAAAGCUCUAUGAUUUAGAAAAAAGAGCUAGUCGUUUAGAAAAACUUAAUCUAUUUUAUGAAGAAUAUGUUUUCGGUGCUUCAUUAUUAGAUUUUGUUAAAGUGGAUUCCCCUCGUAUUUAUAAAAAUGAGGGUGAUAUCUCUUUGAUCUUAAAUAAUAACGAAAAUAGCAAUAUUGAUGAAAAUAAGUAA
Dentiscutata heterogama is the source of this 329-nucleotide messenger RNA. The record is from the annotation of a GenBank genome assembly. Lineage: Eukaryota; Fungi; Glomeromycota; Glomeromycetes; Diversisporales; Gigasporaceae.